Dreissena polymorpha is the source of this 1440-nucleotide messenger RNA. RefSeq lists its product as uncharacterized. The record is from RefSeq and is a predicted model, not a curated record. NCBI's taxonomy places the organism in Eukaryota, Metazoa, Mollusca, Bivalvia, Myida, Dreissenidae. The transcript is spliced from 4 exons. Gene Ontology annotation, molecular function: protein binding. The coding region runs from base 211 to 1323 and encodes 370 amino acids.
CUGAAUGUGUGUCAGUUUGGCAAAUAUGUUCGUCCACUAUCUGUUACAGCAAACGCUAUAUAACGUCAUAUGCAUCCAUCAUUUGUAGUUGUAAACAAGGCGAUUUAUUCAGGACUUACACAUAUCAUCAUUCAAAGAGCAAACAAAAUGAUUCCCACUCUUGCUAAUCUCCACCAAGGAGUAUUAAUGGGUAGCUGAUCUGUGAGGCCGAUGUCUCGUGGCUGCAUACUGCGCAAAAUUAUAUAUAUAGUACGGCAGUGUGACAUGAGUGUCAAAGAACGCACAAUGCUGCCCGCAAUUAUUCUUCUUCUUGCAUAUAACUUUUGUUGUACGCAUGCCUAUACGUUCCUUCCCGAUCAAAUGGACGGUACUGACUUGCUGCUAGAACUACUGAAGCGAAUGGAUGCAAAGGACAAAGAAAUUAAUGAGCUACGUGGAAGCAUAAAAACUGCGAUGACGCAGAUUGAUACACAGGAUCUCACUAUUGACGAACUUCGAAAGAAAGUAUUCGAACACGAACAUGCGAUCAGUGUGAUGGAGCAAAAUCAGAAACGACAGGAUGCAAACGUCAACAAACUUAAUAAGGUUGUGAAAUACAUGCAAGUAGAAAAUGUACAAUUACGGAAAUUGUAUUCGAAAUGCGGCAGAAAAAUCCAGACGUUACAUCUUCUCAUUAAGAAUGGUAUAAAGAAAACUAAAACGUCGCCAACAUUGAGUCAAGAAGAAACAGCAAACUACAUAAAAGACGAUAAAAAUGCUAUUAAUGAUAAAGUGGAAAUAAGAUCUAACAAAUUCGAAUCAUCCAUAACCGCAACCCAUGACGGUGGUAUCGCCAUUGGAAAGACACACAAGGGACGUGAUGUGAAUUCUCAAGCUGAUGUUAAACGCCAUGCUGGAACAGAUUUGGUUGCUUUCUUCGCUACACUGACCAACCACGCCACGAAUCUUAGUGUUGGCCAAAAUCUAAAGUUUGAUAACAUCAUUACCAAUGUCGGCUCGGCAUAUAAUCAGCACGUCGGAGCAUUCCACGCCCCAGUUUCCGGUGUGUAUGUGUUCAUGUCAACAUUGAUGUCAUACGACGGACAAAGUGGCCAUUUUCAACUUGUUCGCAAUGGAAAUAUUGUUUGCUUUAUGUUUGUUGCUGGAUCUAGUGGUGUAUUUUCAGAUACAAGUGGUAGUAGCUACGUCCUGUAUCUUAACAAAGGUGACGUGAUCACCAUACAGAACAUGCAAUCUGGUAAGGGCGUUCUAGGGACUCGUUUCUCUUUCUUCUCAGGAUUUUUGUUAAAAGAAAUAGAGCAAGAUCCUUCGAUUGUUGGGUAAUGUUGAUGAUACUGUUGAUGUGAAACAAGUAUUACAUUAAGAUAAUUAAAUCACCAAAACAUGACUUAAUUAAUUCGUUAAAUCUAUUUAACUAAUUGAAUAGAGGUUUUCUCUCUA